This is a messenger RNA of Postia placenta MAD-698-R-SB12, 827 nucleotides long. RefSeq lists its product as hypothetical. Bases 36 to 743 code for a protein of 235 amino acids. Gene Ontology annotation, cellular component: mitochondrial outer membrane. The record is from RefSeq and is a predicted model, not a curated record. Gene Ontology annotation, biological process: autophagy of mitochondrion. NCBI's taxonomy places the organism in Eukaryota, Fungi, Basidiomycota, Agaricomycetes, Polyporales, Adustoporiaceae. The transcript has 3 exons.
CCCAGCUCACCAGAAUUCAGAUUCAGAUAUUUGCCAUGCAGUCCUCAUAUAUUCUUGGCCUAACGCGUCAUGUCGCUGCGAACUCCCGUGGAAACAUCUUCCAGCCGUCCUUGAGCAACAAGCUCUACCACGCCAAGCCUCUGUCCUCCAGCCCGUGUCUACGUUGGAACGUAUCGCAAUCACGAAGGCAAAUUUCUGUUGAUAUAUACCCAAGACCACCGGCAAGAAAUACCCGGUCCCUACUGUAUAAAGCCGCGGGAGUAGCAGGAGUAGGCAUUGGUGUCUCCCUUUUCGCAGCUCCUACAGUGUUCUGUGAACCCGCUGUCGCUAGGGCUUCUCCCACAACGCUUUCGCAACCCAGCGGUGCUGCACCAUUCCAGUCCGCGGAAGCCGCUCCGCCCCCUCCAUCGUCAAACGUUCACUACCUGGAGCUCACCUUCGGGACGGUGACUGGAAUAUGCGCCGGAGUAUUCGUGAAGAAGGGUGCCAAGGCCGUCGCCUUCGUACUGGGCGGCGUAUUUGUCCUGUUGCAGUACCUUGGUUCUCUCUCUCUGGUUCGGGUUGACUGGUCGCGAGCGUCGACGCGCUUUGAGAAUCUUUUCUAUACCAAGGAUGCGGCUGGCAGGACGAAGGCUCCCAACGUUGGCUCGUUCUUCCGAUGGGUCAUUGACUUCUUGACCUCGGACUUCCAACAAAGAGCAUCAUUCGUUGCUGGAUUCGCGUUAGGAUUGAGAAUUGGCUAAGAAAGAUAGCCCCCAAUUGUUCACAGGUUGAUGAAAUAUGUCGUUGAACUGUCGUCUUCAUCAAAGUUUUAGAAAGGGUUAGGA